AAAGUGUGCGCCGUGUCGUGUAUUUGCUUGCGAUCAGCGAGUUGGAAAUCCCAACUGGAGUGGUCGCGUCCUCGCCGUAGCAAGUUCCUCUCCAGUAGCCGCUUCAGGUCAAUUUACUUAGGAUGGCGUGCUUAAAUUAUUGCGAAUCAUAGGGCUUUUCACCGAACGGCAAGCUUCGGCGGAGGAAAUCCCGAGGUACGAAGUGACCGCUAGUGCCGGUGUGACCGCGCGAUUCACGUCCUCACGCCGACCUUGGCUUCGAUCACUCUGUGUCUGAUCACUCAAAAGUUCAUCGACAUGGCUUCGAUGCGCAACGUUCUCAAAGGUGUCAGCUUCAAGCUGAACUUGCAAACUCUGACCUCCGGACGACGAUCGUUGUGCACAACGCGUGCGUUAUGUGCACAGCUUACCGUCCGGGAUGCCCUCAACUCGGCCAUGGACGAAGAGAUGGAACGGGACGAGCGGGUUUUCCUGAUCGGCGAAGAAGUCGCCCAGUACGACGGCGCCUACAAGGUGAGCCGAGGCCUUUGGAAGAAGUACGGCGACAAACGGGUUAUUGACACGCCCAUCACUGAGAUGGGUUUCGCUGGAAUCGCGGUGGGCGCCGCAUUCGCCGGCCUCAGGCCCAUCUGCGAGUUCAUGACGUUCAAUUUCGCCAUGCAAGCCAUCGAUCAGGUGAUCAACUCGGCCGGCAAGACGUUCUACAUGUCGGCCGGAAACAUAGCGGCACCAAUCGUGUUCCGAGGUCCCAACGGCAACGCGGCCGGAGUAGCCGCCCAGCACUCGCAGUGCUACGCCGCCUGGUACGGCCACUGUCCGGGCCUCAAAGUCAUCUCGCCCUACAGCGCGGAGGAUUGCAAGGGCCUGCUCAAGUCGGCCAUCCGAGACCCCGAUCCCGUCGUCUUCCUCGAAAACGAGCUCAUGUACGGCCACGCGUUCGAAGUGUCCGACGAGGUAAAGAGCAAGGACUUUCUGGUGCCCAUCGGCAAAGCCAAGAUCGAACGGCCAGGUCAACACGUCACUCUGGUUUCGCACUCCAAGGCGGUGGGCACUUGUCUGGACGCCGCUAAGCAGCUCGCCACUCAGGGCGUCGAAUGCGAGGUCAUCAACCUUCGUAGCAUCCGGCCCUUGGACGUAGAGGCCAUCCAGUUGUCCGUCAUGAAUACCCACCAUCUGGUUACGGUAGAGAACGGUUGGCCUCACUUUGGCGUCGGGGCCGAGAUCUGCGCCAGCAUCAUCGAAAGUCCCGCGUUCGACUACCUCGAUGCCCCCGUCAUUCGUGUGACCGGCGCGGACGUACCGAUGCCCUACGCAGCCACGCUCGAGCAUGAAUCUGUGCCCACGGAAGCUCACGUGGUGCUAGCCGUCAAGAAGUUGCUGAACGUACAGUGAAAAUGACUGCCUGUAGAUCCCAACCAAUGUCCUGACACAGAAUUUUGAAUUUGUUUUUUUGCACUUUGUUAAUGCAACCAGCGUCUUCUGCUUUGUUAGCUAGGUCUGAUCUAUGAGGCUUCUGAGCAACGCGCAGCCGAUUAAUCUGCAGCCUGUAGAAUGGCAUGUGUGAUUAACUACUAGGUGUCGCCACCCCAAUCUUCAUGCGAUCUGUGCUAAGAGUGGCCCUUGCUGCCUUUGUUGAAAGCUCGAGCUGUGUCAUUGUAGCCUAAUCUGUUGCUUCGAACGCAGUGACGUCUUGAGAAAUUCAGUUUUCACCUGCAUGCAUUUUGUCAUCCACAAACAUGCGCACAAUGUGUGGCACAGCCGAGAGAGCGAGUAAACGAAAGUACUUGGCAAGCACUCGGGUCGAAAGAAACUCAAGAAGAUUGAUUUUUUGGUUGGAAGUCCACGUACUCUCUUUUAAGCAUCUAAAUUGGUAUGGAUAUGAACUGUUUAUCAUGGGGAUUAUUAUACUGGUAAAAACUAUUGAGCCUUCAUCUCUUUUUUUUUUUUACUGGGACAAACUUGCAGAUUAUGUAGAUUUAAGCAGCUGCCGGCAAUGGGCCCAUCAGUGUGAUCGAAGCAAGCGCAGCUUACCUGCUGUAUGUAUCAUUUUAGGUUCCAACUUUAAGCCACAAAGAUGAUUGCGGGGCCGAGAUUUACAGCCUGCCGAGUGUACAGGUUUUGUUCAGGUGCUCAACAGUUAUGCAAGAGGUGGUCGUACCAGAAUUUUGAUAGGUGAUUAGAAAACAGUGCCAUUUACUUUGAACUCAAUCCUGGUCAACAUGUUUGUCUUUUGCAGUGUGGCCACUUUAAUUACAAAGUGAAUAAGCACGAUUUUUUUAUGAAUACAGACUUCGUCCUUGUAUGCGAGUCAUAUUUGGUUAACUUCAGCUUGCUCCGUUUUACGUCCUUCAUGCAUAAGUUGUUGAUUGAGGUGAACUAGUUCCAUCAUCUAUGAAUCAUGUCUUGAAACUGGGUUUUAAUAGCAGUCUUUUAAAUCCUGGUAUUCUUUAACUACAGCUAAGUUAGAAAGACAAUCGCAGAGUUAUGUGAUGUGAUUUCGCAGACAUUGCGAGUGAAAUGCACAGAGGAAACAUGCACACAAAAUGUGAAACCAUUAGCUCACAACAUCUGUGCUGAGGCAUGAUGACGACAAAUGAGACCUGUGCUGCAACAGUGUCGUGUGCAUACCUUCCUGGCAUUGCAGCGUUGCACGGCGAUAAGCAAGCUUCUUAACAUGAAAGAAAAUGUGCCGCUGACUUUUGAAAUGUGCGAGGCAUUACCAUAUCUUUUUUCCCGAGUUGAUGCCAUACCUCCUCUUAUCAAAACAUGUUGGGCAAGCUUGAUCAUGCUUGAUCAAAAUGCUUAAGACACAACCCAAGGCGAUGCAAGUGACGCUCUUUCCUCUCCUGAACACCUUUUGCUUAGAUUGCAUCUUGACCAUUUUGAUCAGGCAUAUCUCUGCUCCCAAGUUUGCUUGUCCACCUACAAAACAGUCCUUGCCACCACUACGCUGAACCCUCAAACUCAGGGCUCUGAAGCAUGUUCCCAAACCAUGUAUGCCUAAAAUAAUGCCAUUGUCCGUCUGUAAAUUAAAAUGUUCGACAGUAUUGGCUCCUGAA
Rhipicephalus sanguineus (brown dog tick) is the source of this 3059-nucleotide messenger RNA. RefSeq names its product pyruvate dehydrogenase E1 component subunit beta, mitochondrial (gene Pdhb). The coding region runs from base 298 to 1392 and encodes 364 amino acids. NCBI's taxonomy places the organism in Eukaryota, Metazoa, Arthropoda, Arachnida, Ixodida, Ixodidae. The record is from RefSeq and is a predicted model, not a curated record. The transcript has a single exon. Gene Ontology annotation, biological process: pyruvate decarboxylation to acetyl-CoA. Gene Ontology annotation, molecular function: pyruvate dehydrogenase (acetyl-transferring) activity.